Messenger RNA from Scleropages formosus (Asian bonytongue), 3269 nucleotides. Its product is annotated as serine/threonine-protein phosphatase PP1-beta catalytic subunit. NCBI's taxonomy places the organism in Eukaryota, Metazoa, Chordata, Actinopteri, Osteoglossiformes, Osteoglossidae. Gene Ontology annotation, molecular function: protein serine/threonine phosphatase activity. The record is from RefSeq and is a predicted model, not a curated record. Gene Ontology annotation, biological process: circadian regulation of gene expression; regulation of circadian rhythm. The transcript has 8 exons. Gene Ontology annotation, cellular component: nucleus; cytoplasm. The coding region runs from base 156 to 1139 and encodes 327 amino acids.
CAGGCCGCGCGAACGCGUGCGUGCGUGCGUGCGCGCGCGCGCGAGAAGGCAGGCGCGCAGGCAGCAGGCUGACUCAGGCGCUGAGUACGUGAGGCAGCGCGAAGCCAAAGACCUCGGACAGGAAGCGCAGCGCUGACAGCAUCGACAGCACAGAAAUGGCGGAGGGGGAGCUGGACGUGGAUUCGCUGAUCUCCAGGCUUUUGGAAGUACGAGGAUGCCGUCCUGGAAAGAUCGUUCAGAUGACUGAGGCAGAGGUUCGUGGACUCUGCAUUAAGUCCCGGGAGAUCUUCCUCAGCCAGCCCAUACUGCUGGAGCUAGAGGCUCCCCUCAAAAUCUGUGGUGACAUCCACGGCCAGUACACAGACCUCCUGCGGCUCUUUGAAUAUGGUGGCUUCCCCCCUGAAGCCAACUACCUGUUCCUGGGUGACUAUGUGGACAGAGGCAAGCAGUCCUUGGAAACCAUCUGCCUGCUGCUGGCCUACAAGAUCAAGUACCCCGAAAACUUCUUCCUCUUGAGGGGCAACCACGAGUGUGCCUCCAUCAACCGCAUUUAUGGCUUCUAUGAUGAGUGCAAGAGGCGGUUCAACAUCAAGCUGUGGAAGACCUUCACUGACUGCUUCAACUGCCUUCCCAUUGCUGCCAUUGUUGAUGAGAAGAUAUUUUGCUGUCAUGGAGGUCUCUCUCCUGACCUGCAGUCCAUGGAGCAGAUUCGUCGCAUCAUGAGACCUACAGAUGUUCCUGACACUGGAUUGUUGUGUGACCUGCUAUGGUCCGAUCCAGACAAGGAUGUUCAAGGCUGGGGAGAGAAUGACCGUGGUGUUUCCUUCACUUUUGGGGCCGAUGUGGUCAGCAAAUUCCUUAAUCGUCAUGACCUGGACCUUAUUUGUAGAGCUCAUCAGGUGGUGGAGGAUGGCUACGAAUUCUUUGCCAAAAGACAGCUUGUCACGCUCUUCUCAGCCCCCAACUACUGCGGGGAGUUUGACAACGCAGGUGGUAUGAUGAGUGUCGAUGAAACCCUCAUGUGCUCCUUCCAGAUCCUGAAGCCCUCUGAGAAGAAAGCAAAGUAUCAGUACGGUGGGAUGAACUCUGGCCGACCUGUAACCCCUCCACGCACAGCAGCCCCACCAAAGAAACGGUGAACAGUGAGGCAAGACAAGGCAUAGAGGUGUGGAUAAGUCUCACGUCCAUGUUCUCCAAGCACGAGGGCCAAGACACAAGGGUUUUGGAAAGACGCCCCCUUUUUUGAACUGUUUGCUGUAAGUUACUCUGCUUCUUUUCCUCUCCUCUAUGGCCAGUGUCAGCCCCUGUAUAACCAUGCUUGUUUAUAAAAAAAAAAAAAAAAAAUUUAAAAACCACCAUGUUGUCAUUCUGUUUUCACAUCGGGAGAGUUCUUUGUAGUUUUUGCUUUUUUGCUAAUUAGGGAGUUACAGCACAAUUUUUUUUAAGCUCUUUUCACUGAUUUUAUUUUUCCCAUGCGAAACAAGAGCAGGUAAUGACUGUUGGACUUUCAAUAAAUAAUUGGGGACUUAACUUGUUUGUGUUUUUCUAAAUUUAACAAGAACUUAAACAUUUUAGAGGCUGUGUGGACACUAAUUUAAUCCUAGAUCAAAAAAAAUUGAUGCACUAGCCAAAGUAGCUGAGAAAGUCCAAGAGGGCAUUUAGCAAACCAUCCCUUUAAUAUUAACAGAAAGGUAAGUCAAUGUGUGCAAACAUUACUGAAGGUAUUUUUUGACCUGCCUUUGUAUUUCAAUACAAUGGUAUAAGCCUAAUGUAUACUCAGGAAAACACAAGAGGGUACAAAAAAAAAAAAAAAAAAAAAAACCCAAACCACUUAUUGUACCAAAGGCUUUAAUAUAAAUUUCCCUUCCAGUAAGAUCUAGAAAGCACACUUACAAAGACUUACACCCUACAGAUUGUUACUCAAACACAGAAUUGCAGUGUUUAAGGCAGAUAUUCAUAUUCUUGUUCCCUUCUUUCCUGGUGUAAAGUAGGGUUCCCUAUUAAGUUCACUUUUACAUGGAACUGGACAGUAAAACAAUGUAUAAAUGAAAUACUAACUUGUACUGGUAAAUUUACUCACUAUAGAUAACUGCUUGUCCACUGCAGUCCAGAGCCUAACCCAGAAGCACAGGGAGUGAGGCAGAGUACAUGCACUUGAUGUUGGUCCAUCACAAAGCAAUCUCACACACACUACUGGUAACAUCUUUUCAUGGUAAGAGAAAACCAGGGCAUCCAGAGUAGAUGACAAUAUGGUUCAGUAAAUAUUUACAAAUGACAUCAGUAUCCACUGCACUUUGACAGAAUGAAUAGUGCAACAUGAGUGCGAUUGCCAGGCAUAAUCGUUUCCAUACCUUCACAAAGAAUGUUUAAAAUAGUCAAAUCGUAUUGGACAAAAUCUCACCCAGUUUAAUACAUUCAGAUGAUUAUCAGUGUAGGCACCACAUUAAAACAUUUUUUCCAGCAUUUCUCCAGCCAUGAGCUAAUGAGUAACUUCCCCUGAACACAGGACAUAAUGAAACCUGGAAUUUACUAAGUUACAAACUGAAAAUAUUAAAGCAUUUAACUCAAAACCAUGGUGUGUUUCUCAGAGGUCAGUCCUCCACAGCCACUGCAUUUAAACUGCCAAAUGUUACUAUGGUCCUAUUACCUGGAACCCCAGCUUUGUGUGCUUCUGUCAUUUUCAAAUCACAGGGCUUUUUACAAUUUGUCCAGGAACAACCAGUUAAAAAAAAUCCAGGGGACUCAAAGUCCAGCACUUCAGUACUGAAUAUCCACUGCAAAGUGACAACCCUAAUAAUGAAUACAAUAAUUUUACAUUACUGAUCAUAGUGCAGUUUAUGCACAUCUAGACACAGAUAAUAGGAUGCUAAUGGCAUCAACGUUUCAGCAGGACCACAGCUGUUUGGGAACUAAAUGUAUCAGAUGCAGUGUGUACAGUUUUUUUUUUUUAACCACACACAAGUCAAAUGGAGAAUAAAAUGAUUAACAGGUUCUUAGAGAACACAAUUAUGGCUCAAGUCCAAAACAAGACAAGUAGCUGCAUUUAUGUUCCAUAUAUAUAAAAUUACUUGGCCACAUCACCAUUAGGAAACAUUUCCUCAAAGUUUGUCCACAUCCUCACAUGAUGCUUCUCCACCAGAUUUAAUGCAAGGAGGAUUUCAGACUGCAGAGUGUAACAUUUUGAUCGCGUACAAAGGUGUGUAUUGAUGUCGAAGAGAUGCCGCUCUGCUGAGGCCUUCAGCUGAGAAAAUCCCCACAAAUGGUCCGGG